Messenger RNA from Closterium sp. NIES-67, 486 nucleotides. The record is from the annotation of a GenBank genome assembly. Lineage: Eukaryota; Viridiplantae; Streptophyta; Zygnematophyceae; Desmidiales; Closteriaceae.
GCCCCUCCUCAUGCCACGUGACAUUUACGACCCAGCUGUCCCUGACUCCCCUGCUCACUCUGCCUCAUCGCACCAGCACCAGCAGCAGCAGCAGCAGGUGCAGCAGCAGCAGCAGGUGCAGCAGCAGCAGCCGCAGCAGCAGCAGCAGCAGCAGCAGCAGCAGCAGCAGCAGCAGCAGCAGCAGCAGCAGCAGCAGCAGCAGCAGCAGCAGCAGCAGCAGCAGCAGCAGCAGCAGCAGCAGCAGCAGCAGCAACAGCAGCAGCAGCGGAUGGAGCAGCAGUGGCAGCAGCAGCAGCAGCAGGAGGAGAUGCAGCAGCAGCAGCAGCAGCAACCACAGGCAGUGCAGCAACAACAGCCGCAGCAGGAGGUGCAGCAGCAACAGCAGCAGCAGCAGCAGCCGGAGCAGCAGCAACCACAGCAGCAACCUCAUCGGCAUUGCCGCACCACCUCUCCACAUUACUGACUGCCCUUCCCUCAACUUCACCG